AAAGGUUAUACAGCUGAUAAAAGUAAUACAGUUGACAAAAGUAAUAUAGUUAAUAAAGAUAAUAUGGUCAAUAAAGGUAACACAGUUAAUAAAGACAACAUAGUUGACAAAAGUAACACAGUUAACAAAGAUAACAUAGUUAAUAAAGAUGACACAGUUAAUAAAGACAAUAUAGUUGAUAAAGAUGACAUGGCUUAA
Molecule: messenger RNA, 198 nt
Organism: Cetraspora pellucida
Lineage: Eukaryota; Fungi; Glomeromycota; Glomeromycetes; Diversisporales; Gigasporaceae
Source: the annotation of a GenBank genome assembly